Molecule: messenger RNA, 546 nt
Organism: Phytophthora megakarya
Lineage: Eukaryota; Oomycota; Peronosporomycetes; Peronosporales; Peronosporaceae
Source: the annotation of a GenBank genome assembly
AUGGGGCCUGUGCUGUCCCGUAGUUCGUACAUCGAUGACAUCAUCUACGGAGCUCCGUCCUGGGAUGACCUGUGCAAAACGCUGAAUGUCCUCCUGUACCGAUUGCGCCUCCCGAAGAGUGAGUUCGGGGUCAAGAAAUGUAAGUACCUCGGGCACGACAUCAGCUCGGACGGAAUCAGGACGUCCCCAAAACUGGCGGAAAAGUCCUUCCUCGGGAGCCUUAACUACUAUGCUAAGUUCAUCGAGGACCUACCCAUACUCGCAGCCACCCUCUACGACGCAUCGGACGAGCAACUCCGCUCGGAACGAGACCUGGAGAAAGCCAAACAUGCCUUCAAGAUACUCAAGGACCGACUAGUGUCGACACCACUACUCCAACACUCCGACCCCGGGAGGCAGUAUGUAAUCAUAUUGCAUGCCAAUCUCUUGGCUAUCAGCGCCGUUCUGGGGCAAGACUACGACGGCACCAUACUACCGUGCGGUUCGUGGGACGGGUUCUCCAAGACGCCGAAAUCCGGUACCACCCCUCCGAGAAGGAAGUACUAG